Messenger RNA from Sardina pilchardus (European sardine), 413 nucleotides. RefSeq names its product parvalbumin beta-like. The record is from RefSeq and is a predicted model, not a curated record. Gene Ontology annotation, molecular function: calcium ion binding. Gene Ontology annotation, cellular component: cytoplasm. The transcript has 5 exons. Lineage: Eukaryota; Metazoa; Chordata; Actinopteri; Clupeiformes; Clupeidae. Bases 87 to 413 code for a protein of 108 amino acids.
GUCUCAUCACAAAGCUACUGUAGAUUUGAACUGGGCAAACACUGGGCAGGAGACAGGUGUCACAGCAUCAGGUGUUUAAGGUUAAAAUGGCUAUUACUGGUGUAUUGAAAGAGGAUGACAUCAGAAAUGCAAUUGAUGAUUGUCAAGGACCAGGCACGUUUGAUUUUAAGAGCUUCUUCAAGGCUGCUGGGCUUUGUGGCCGACCACAACCAGAGAGAGAAAAGGUGUUCAGAGUUGUAGAUCAAGACCAGAGUGGAUUCAUAGAAGAGGCAGAACUCAAGUUCUUUUUGCAGAAUUUCCUCUCGGGAGCACGGGAGCUUACUGAGGCUGAGACCAAAGCGUUUCUGCUUGCAGCAGACUGUGAUGGGGAUGGCAAGAUCGGCAUGGAAGAGUUCUGUUCCCUGAUGAACUGA